AGUCACACACUCCUCGCACUCGCACUCAACACUUAUCAACUCUUGGAUGCUGACUUGCAGAUUUUUUUUCAAUCUGUUACAAAUCUUUCUAACAUCUGCCAAAGAUUUUAGAUUCGUUACAAUAUGCAGUCCACUUCUAUCAUCUGUUGUUCUUCAAAUUCAUUCUCUCGCUCAUUAGAUUCAUUCAGUGCUCACCAAUUAACCUUUACUCCAAGAAAAAAGAUUAAUUCAAGCCCUAAAUUUCCAUCUUGCAGCCAACUACCAUCGGUUUCCUUGCACAUACGCCCACUGUCCGACUUCGUUUGCCGUUCUACUGAUGCUCUUGAGCUAGUCCAGACUAGUUCAUCUGCUUCAGACUUUGUUGAAACUGGUUAUAUCUUCGGCGUUCAUGGUUUCCAAGGAGAGGUUCGGGUUAAAGCGAACACAGAUUUUCCGGAGCUGCGGUUCUCCGAGCCAGGAACUAGAUGGUUGAAGCAGCAAGUAUCAGGAAGUGAGACUAUUCAAGAAAUUGAACUGGUGGAUGGCCGAGGUCACCCUGGACAAAGUUGGCUUGUAAAAUUUAAUAACAUCAAUUCGGCGGAAGAGGCACGAAAACUAGUUGGGUCAACUAUAUUGGUGAGAGAUGAUGAGAGACCUGCUCUAGAAGAAGGAGAGUUCUACACUCAUGACCUUGUUGGCAUGAGAGUCAUUCUUAAGGAAUCAGGGGAACCAGUUGGAACCGUUGUUAAUAUUUUCAACAGUGGAGCAAGCGAUCUUUUGCAUGUCAAGCUCAGUUCAUCCAGAAAGAGUCCAGGACAGGCAGAAAAAACUGGGGAAGGUGAUUCUGGCCCAUUAGUUUGGGUUCCAUUUGUUGAAGCAAUUGUUCCAACUGUCGAUCUGGAAAAAAGAGAAAUGUUGAUUACACCCCCGAAGGGGCUCCUGGAGUUAAAUGUUCGCUCUGAUAUAAGAAGCAAGAAAGAAAGGCGCGAGCUGGAAUGGAAAGAAAGAAAAAAAUUCCAAAGACGCUUGAUAGCAGCCAAAAAGAAGCUAUGUGAAAUGGAACAGCAACAUGUGUUUCAUGGUUUUAGAUACGGAGAAAAAGACCAAAGGAGCUUACUUGCAAAUGAAAUUGUAACUGUAAAUUCAAAAUUGCUACAACAGGCUCUGCAAAAUAUUGGAAUCCCGUCUACAAGGCUGGAUUUACACCAAAUUUUGAGUGCGGUUCCAAGAUCAAACAGAAUGAAGGUACCUGAUAAUCCUAGUUCAAGUGGUAGGGCAGUGCUGCAUGAUCCAUAUUGCACACUUCAAAGAGCAGGAUGUGAAAUGAAUUCUAAUGGAAAAGUUGCAAUAGUUUUGAUAUUGGAGGAAAUUGAGGGGAUUGAAAGGACUUCUGAUACCAAUCUUGUUGAUUUUGAGGGAAAUGAAAGUGUGCAUUUGCUUUCAAAUGCAUUGCUAGAUGGUCACUCAAGAUUUCUUAAGAUCAAAGACCGCUCAACUGUGCCUCUGCUAUUAGUGGGUUCUACUGGUUCAAUCAGUUAUUGGCAAGAGCUUUUCUCAGACCAUGACUACUUUGCAUUUGACCCUCAGAAGGUCUGGUUUUUGGAAGAAGAAAAGCUUCCUCUUGUUAGUAGCUCAGUUGCAGAAGAUGGCAAGCAUAAGAUCCUGAUGAAGUCACCAUGGGAGUUCCUCCAGAGACCAAUUGGAUCGGGAGGCGUGAUCAGCCUGCUUUCGUCCCAGGACUCAUUACUAGACGAACUUGGCGAACUGGGCGUUGAGUACAUCCAAGUCCGCAAGAUCAGUGAAGAACACGAGAGUGACCACGCCCUCGUUGGUCUUGUCGAUUCGUGCAAGGCAAAUGUAGGACUGCGCGCCUUCAAAGACGUGACAUCUGAAGAGAAUAUAGAUGUGAUAUUGUCCAUGAGUUUCUUGAGGAAGUUGGUGAAACAGGUAAACAAAUUGCAGUUUGAAGGUGUUGAGAGCUGCAAUUCAUACGUCGAGAAGGUUGAGAAAGAUUUCGUCGAUGUUAAACCAACGGCUCCCAACUCUUAUGAGUUUCGUUCUUCAAUAUAUUACUGCUUGGAUGAUGCUCCUCCAAACAAGAUAUGUGUUUUAAUGGAUGGAUAAAGCGCAUGCAAAUUUCGUGUAAUACCAUUUUAAACUUCAAUAGAAAACAUAUUCCUUUUUAAUUA
This is a messenger RNA of Salvia miltiorrhiza (redroot sage), 2168 nucleotides long. RefSeq lists its product as uncharacterized. Gene Ontology annotation, molecular function: UDP-N-acetylglucosamine diphosphorylase activity; ribosome binding. The record is from RefSeq and is a predicted model, not a curated record. Lineage: Eukaryota; Viridiplantae; Streptophyta; Magnoliopsida; Lamiales; Lamiaceae. Gene Ontology annotation, cellular component: ribosome. The coding region runs from base 124 to 2103 and encodes 659 amino acids. Gene Ontology annotation, biological process: UDP-N-acetylglucosamine biosynthetic process; rRNA processing. The transcript has 10 exons.